AGGAUUAUAGUCCUACCUGUAAAUGUCUUGACAGUUUCGAAAGACAAUGACCUUGGCUAAAUGCUGUCUUGUUGUCCUCUGAUGUGUACUGGGGAUCAGAGGGUUUGUGAGAUGUUUGUGAUGGCUGGUGUCAUCAAAGGGCAGUAAAUGCCCUGUCUGGAUCUCUGUCUGCUCACGGCAUCAUUUCAAACCAAGAGAAGCUAGAGGAAGGAGGCUAGUUGUUGCCAUCUUCCUAUUGUCUUUACUUUCAAGGUGACUUAACGCUAUAGUGGAUACACCGCUUCAGUCAAAAUGGUAGGCUUGGCACGGCUCGUCUUUUGCGCGCUACUCGUCUGCUUUUUCAGGCUUGGCAGUUCGGAGAAACUGUUGCACCAUUCCCGGCAUUACAAGAGCUCACCCGAGUCCAGUUUAGGAUAUCUGAAAUCGUACUAUCCCCAUAGGUACCCUCUCUACAUGAUGCAGCUGUACCGCUCCAUCAAGACCGCAGCCGAUAACAGCCCCUCCACACAUUCUGAUUCAGUCCUCAGUCUGAUAGCAAAAGGAUGCCAUCAAGAGGGUGAGAAAUGGACCAUCACUUUCGACAUGUCCUCCAUCUCUGCGAGUGACGACGUCCAGCUGUCAGAGCUUCGGAUCAGACUACCAGCGUUCUCCACCUCCAAGCAUGUCACAUUAGACAUUUAUCACUCACGAAAGCAGGACUGCGAGUCUGACACUGAACUGUGCAGCGAGGAGCGCCAUCUCUUGGGCAGCUUUGGCGCAUCGCCCAGUGACACCAGGUCUCAAUGGAACGUGUUCAAUGUGACAGCUCUGCUCAAAUAUUGGCUGCACCAGGGAGACACAGUGACGCAAAGCCAAGAAGCAAAAGUCCUUGUGAUAGAGAAAGAACACGAGAGUGGGGCACCGGACGACGGAGAGGAAAUUGACAUGGCCUACAUCGGGCAUCUUARGCACAGGAAAAGGAAGGUUCACCAUCCGACAGACCAACGGGUUAUGAUGGUUGUCUUCUCCAAGCACAACCUGCCCCGAGAUGGCGAGAGCGCACCCACUCUCAUCCGUACUGUGGYGCACUCCAAAUACGCAAUUUUGGACCAAGUCAGCCGUGAAGCUCAAGGGCGACGCCACAAGAGAAACCGAAUGGAGAGAGUGCGGAUGGCCGGUGGAUUUGCAGCUAAUGCUACUGGGUCAGCGGCUGAAGCCGUCCAACGCCCACUCUGUCGGAAGAUUGACAUGUGGGUAGAUUUCGACCAGAUCGGCUGGAACGAGUGGAUUGUGUAUCCAAAGCGCUACAACGCCUUCCGCUGCGAGGGCGAGUGCCCUACUCCGGUGGAUGAAUCCUUCAGUCCCACCAACCACGCAUACAUGCAAAGCCUGUUGAGACUGUACCAUCCGGAUCGCGUUGGUUGUCCGUCCUGCGUGCCCACGCGCCUCAGCCCGCUAUCCAUGCUGUACUACGGGGACGAAGACGUGGUGUUGCGGCAUCACGAGGACAUGAUCGUGGAGGAGUGUGGCUGUCACUGAUACCCACAUCGGGCCCGCAACCACAAAGACUAUUGUGAAAACACUUAUUUAAAAGGCUUCACUUGGAAUAUAUUGUGCGCCAUGGAAUGACUCUUGAAGGUUUGGUGUCCAUCUACCUUAAAUUGUUUGUGGUCGUUAUCACAAGGAAGAUCAAUUUCUUUGCUAUGGUCCUUACUAUAUCUUAUUCUAUCUAGGCCUAUGUCAUGAUCUCAGCUGGAACCACAGCAUUCCARAUUAGAAGAUUUGUCCAUGGUUUGAACCAGCAUGAUAAAGAUGUACUGUUAUUUAUUUGAAUAUUUUAAGKAGAAAGACUAUCCAUUUUGGGUGUUACUUUUAGGCUAUACGUUUUAUAUUGUGUUUGUCAGUGUUUUGUAAUUUUCAAGAAGUGAAAGAAAUAUGCUGCCAAAAUAGUGCCUUAAUUGUUAUGAUUAUUUUG
This is a messenger RNA of Salvelinus sp. IW2-2015, 1954 nucleotides long. It is a transcript of the gene spaw, whose product is annotated as southpaw. Gene Ontology annotation, molecular function: growth factor activity; cytokine activity. Gene Ontology annotation, cellular component: extracellular region. Lineage: Eukaryota; Metazoa; Chordata; Actinopteri; Salmoniformes; Salmonidae. The record is from RefSeq and is a predicted model, not a curated record.